Messenger RNA from Cuscuta campestris, 1175 nucleotides. NCBI's taxonomy places the organism in Eukaryota, Viridiplantae, Streptophyta, Magnoliopsida, Solanales, Convolvulaceae. The record is from the annotation of a GenBank genome assembly.
GUGUACAUUCAGACUUCGAAUCAUCUGCGAUUUUAGAUAAGGCCAGUGGUGGUUGGUUGAGUCAUUUCCCCUUUUGACUCUCUCUUUCACCUUUUCUUAUAUCAUCAUCAUCAUCAUCAUCAUCCUUCCCUGUACUUCUCCUCCGUUCAGUCUCUUCCGAAUUCAUCUUCAAGAUCGAUAAUUGUUGCAUUGGCAUUGGUGGGUUGAUCCAAAGCUGAUAUUUGAUGGGAUCUGAAGGGCCACCCGCCAUAACAAUCCAUGUUACCGGGUUUAGAAAAUUUCAUGGAGUAGCAGAAAAUCCAACAGAAACGAUUGUGAGUAACCUUCAAGAUUAUAUGAAGAAAAAGGGCAUUUCAAAAGGGUUCGUCCUGGGAAGUUGCACUAUUCUUGAUACUGCAGGCCAGGGAGCCGUCACUGCCCUCUACGAAACAUUGCGAUCUUCUCUGAACAACACUACUUCUGAUCCAUCAAAUUCCAGAAUUAUUUGGGUACAUUUUGGAGUUAAUAGUGGUGCAACAAAGUUUGCCAUAGAGAAACAAGCUGUUAAUGAGGCUACCUUUCGCUGCCCAGAUGAGAUGGGAUGGAAGCCACAGAAAGUUGCCAUAGUGCCCAUUGAUGGUCCAAUUUCACAAAUAAAACAGACUUCCCUUCCGGUGGAGGACAUCACGAAAUCAUUAGCAAAGAUGGGUUUUGAAGUGAUGUGCUCGGACGAUGCGGGUCGGUUUGUUUGCAAUUACGUGUACUAUCAUUCUUUGCGGUUUGCGGAGCAAAACGGACUAAAAUCGCUAUUUGCACACGUCCCUCUCUUCUUAACUAUAGACGAGGAGACCCAAAUGCAAUUUGCUGUUUCUUUAUUAGAGGCAAUUGCCUCUACUGUAUGCUAGUCCUCCUUCAUGUGUUUCUUCUUGAUUCCUAUCUUGUAAGCCCUUCCUCUGUACUUUUGUGUGUGGCCUAUGUAUUUUCAUGUAAUAAAUGGUCUCAGAUGAAUGACAAAUAACAUUGUUGUAUACCUCAAACGGCUCAAAGUUGUCUCCACACUGGUUUGGAAGUUUGGGCUUUGGUUUCUUUGGUCUGUUUUGUUACUAAAGGAUACUCCCUCUGGCCCUAAAUAAUAAUUCUCUUUCUCCGAGUCUUGCUAAGCAAUGACGCUUUGUGAAUAAUAACUCGAAAUGGUC